AUGCCUGGACUCAUUUCAACUGAAGAAAGUAAAGUUAUAAGAAAAAUAUUAAUUCCAAUUUAUGAAAGUUCUGAAGCUCAUAAAGCAAUAUUAUGGUAUGUUAAUAAUCUGAAACUUCCUGGUGAUUUGAUUAUUUUCUUACAUGUUAUUGAACCUAUUCUACCAUCUGCUUUAUCUGGACUAUCAAGUCAAUAUGAAACAUUGCCAUAUAAUGACAAAUAUCAUGUAUCUGAAAAAAUAAUGAAUAAAGCUAAAUUAUUAUGUCAAGAACUUGUACAUGAAGCAAAUAUAUAUGGUAUCAAAUCGGAAGCAAUGAUACAAAUUGAUACAAAACCAGGUCCAGCUAUAAUUAAAAUGAUUAAUGAACAACAUAUUGAUAAUAUUAUUAUGCUUAAACGUAGUUUAAGUUUUAUUAAACGUGCAAUUACUGGAAGUGUUAGUUCAUAUGUAUUACAUCAUUCUAAUAUACCAGUUACUAUUCUAUCAACAAUGAAUAAUUAA
This is a messenger RNA of Schistosoma intercalatum, 501 nucleotides long. The record is from the annotation of a GenBank genome assembly. Lineage: Eukaryota; Metazoa; Platyhelminthes; Trematoda; Strigeidida; Schistosomatidae.